Messenger RNA from Clonostachys rhizophaga, 1341 nucleotides. The record is from the annotation of a GenBank genome assembly. Lineage: Eukaryota; Fungi; Ascomycota; Sordariomycetes; Hypocreales; Bionectriaceae.
AUGGCUCCAUCACUCGAGGAACUGGCACCUGCUGCGCCCAUCGUCAGUAUUGACCUACCCAAGGCCUUUAACUACGGACCUACGCUCCUCCAGCCGCCUGUUCAGACGUCUGGUGAGCCAUCCAAAAAUGGAUCUUACACAGACGCCAGCGUCACCGACAUCAAGGGCCCUCCCCCUCCUUCACUAGAUGCCUUGGAGAAGUUCACAGGAACUUUUCGCGGUUUUGGUUUCAACACCAUCUUUCGGCCUUCCAGCAGACGAACUAAGACCGAGUUCGACAAAGAACCAACGGACAAGAAUGAUGACAACGUGCUACAACUUAACCUGACGGGAGAGACACAAGUGUUUGGAGAUAUUCUCAAGGAGGUGCCCAACCGUGGCCUGUUCGAUCAGGCCGACAUCGACCUCACUGGCCUGCCGUACACGCAAACUAUUGUCGAUGCUAUGCCGCCACGAGCAGAUAAAUCUACACCCACCGAGCCGCCGGUCAUUCACUUUGAGCCCGGCCUUUGGAUGCGGGUGCCUAAAGUCGAAGAGAUGCCCAAGCUUCCCAGAUCUUUCUGCCGUAUGGGAUCUAUCCCUCAUGGCACAACCAUCAACGCCCAAGGAUUCCAGCCCUCGGUCACGCAGAGCGGUGCGCCCAACAUUCCUGAAAUCGACAUCACUCCAAUCCUGCUUCCUCUGGGCCCUGGCCCCCCAGAAAUUGCGAUCCAAAAGGCAAAGGUCGGAUUCGCAAGUCAAACAGCAGAUGAUGGCGCCUCUCGUCGCCUUCCCCAGGACUUGGGUCCUUUCAUGGCCAAUGGUACCAUCACACAAAAGAUUCUUAACGAUCCGAACACUAUCCUAAGAGACGCCAACAAGGGAAAGGACAUUAUCGAGAACACCAUGUUUGCGGUGUCGACAAUUGCUCCCUCUGGUACCUUUGGUGGUGGAACAACCAAUAUCGGUUUCAACAUCGGCGCUGAUGCAGGCCUGGCGCAAGCAAAGCCUGAGAAUAACAGUGGCAACGCCAACGCUGUUGACGUGACGGCCCAGUACUGGGUCUCAAAGAUCCAUACCAAGGUUGAGCUUGAUCCAUCUAUGCGUCAUGGCGGCACGGUUUCCCCAGCUGCCCAAGGUCCUAGAGACGCCGUGCCAGAGUUUUACAUUGAUGAGAAUGUUAGAAUUCCACCAAGUGAGAAGACAAUCACCGUAGCUUACUAUCAGAUCCAAUACUCUCAGAUGGUCGUGCUUGAUUUCAAUGGCCUCAAGUGGCCGCAUGUCACUGUUGCGACACUUGCUCCAAUUGCCCAUCUCAAGAAGCCGACACUUUCUUCUGCUAUUAUUGAGGCAAUCAUGUAA